GCAUAAAUUACCUCAGUUAUUCAUGAAUCAAUAAUAAUGUAUGAUUCGGACUGUUGUGCAGGUUUGGAAAGGAAGAAUCGAGAGUAUGGGGGGUCGAAUAAUGCCGACGCUUUCCCUUGAACCACCUGUCACCCAUGUGCUAGCCUCUGGGCCAGAUAGACUCCGUAGCAGUGCGAAAGCGGAAGACCUUGAGAGGCAUUCAUGCGUGAUGUUUCUACGGUACGAGUGGAUCGAAGACAGCUUGAAGGAGGGCAAGCUGAUGCCGCCCGAUCCUUACAGGCUUAUAGUGCACAACACCAGCAUUGAGAAGAGCUUGACGAGUUCGACAACAACAACGGCGACUGUUGCUGUCGGUUGUUUGCAGAUGCUCAUUGCCCCGAUUGCAGGGCCGCAGAAGCUGAACCACAAAGGCAAGGAAGAGAGUGGUGCGCUCGGGGAAGUUGUUUCAUCGAUGAUAGGCAAGGAGGGAAAGCAGAAGAAGGGCAGAGGUGGAGAAAGUGACAGCGAGGAAGAGAGAACGAAGGAAGAGGACUGCAGAGGAGACAUUCUGACUAGAUAUCUAGGUACCACGGCGCCGGCGGCAGCAGACGCGUUGGAGCCAUGUUCCACCAGUCUGAACACACAUAUCACUCGAAUCCUUUGGGAGCUGCACGACCUUUACGAGGGAGUGCUGGAUGAUGGGAAUCGUGCGUUGAUAUAUCGGAAAGUGGCAAGUGAGAUUGACAAGCUUUCGUACAAAGUGACGUCUGCCAGCCAAUUGGAUAAAAUGGAGGGGAUCGGCCAGAGCACGAGAGUGAAGAUUAAGGAGAUCUUGAGGACUGGAAAACUGGAAAUGCUGGAGGUCUUGCUAGCGAAUCCCAAGGUGAGUGUUUUGCAGCUAUUCAUGUCAGUAUGGGGAAUCGGACCGAAGACCGCAACAGAAAUGUACAAUCGUGGAUAUCGGACCCUAGAAGAUUUGAAGAGAGAGUCCUCACUUGAACGCAUGCCAAGGCUCGGUUUGAAGUACUAUGCUGACAUUUUGCAGCGCAUUCCACGUGUUGAGGCAGUUGAGCUUGAGAAAGUGGUCGUAGGUGUGGCAAAGGAGCUGUACCCUGGGGUCUUGGCACAGGCAACGGGUUCAUUUCGAAGAGGCAAGGCUUCGUGUGGGGACAUCGACUUCGUCAUCUCUCAUCCUGACGGUAACAGCCACAGGGGUUUGCUGGCAAAACUCGUUGCCCGUUUAACGGACAUUCAGUUCAUCUCAGACGGUUUGCAGGACCGAAGUCGUGGUCCACAGGCUCCUGGCCAUUACGAGGUCGACACGUACAUGGGUUUGUGUAAACUGCAAGGUGCAAGGCAUUAUCGGCGAAUCGACAUCAAGGUCUAUCCAAUCCGUGCUCACCCGUUUGGUCUCCUCCAUUUCACAGGAAAUGACAUCUUCAAUCGCAGGAUAAGAGAAUUGGCAAAGAAGAAGGGGUACAAGCUGAACGACCAUGGACUCUUCCCUACAGUUGGUGAAGGGCAAAAUAUUCGCAGCGGGACUGAGUCCAUUCCUUGUGCAACUGAGAGGGAGAUUCUUGAGAAGCUUGGAAUGCCAUACUUGGAGCCCCAUGAGCGGAACUGGUGACAUCGUUCUGACUUCUAAGGCUUGCAUUGGACAUCCUCUCACGGGUGGAGACGAAGCAGAGGGCAGAUGUGAAUGGAGCGAGGAAUGAACUCGAUGAUCGUGGCUUAUACAAAGCUGGGGGCAGGGGAACUCCAAGGGUGGGUGUGAGGGGAGGGUGUGAUGGAACCUUCUGUGGGUGAUCGUCGUGCCUUGUACAAGGCUGGGGGCAGGGGAACUCCAAGGGUGGGUGUGAGGGGAGGGAGGGAUGUGACUUUCUGUGUAGUGAUUCACAAGGGAUGGAGAAUGUGUGAACUGCAAGGUGAGUGUGAGGAGAGGAAGGGAGGGAGAUCUGUUGAUAGACGAAGUUUGUGGUGUGAGGGGAGAGAGUGGUGUGAUUUUGUGUAGUGCUCUGUACAGGAUGGAGAAUGUGGGAACGGAAGUGGGAGUGUGAGGGAAGGCAGGGAGGGAGUUCUGUUCAUAGUCUGAGUGCCUUAUCGUGGUGAGUGUGAGGGGAGGGAGUGGGGGAGUUCUGUUGAUACACGAAGUGGAUGUGUGUGAGGGGAGAGAGUGACACGAUCUUCUUACUAGGAACAAACGUGUGCGGGGAGGCCGGGAGGCAAUUCUGCUGAUAGACUAAAUGCCUUAUCGUUUGCAAAGUCCGAGUGCCUUAUCGUGGUGAGUGUGAGGGACGGGGGAGGGAAAGAGUUCUGUUGAUACACGAAGUGGAUGGGUGUGAGGGGAGAGAGUGACGUGGAGUGGUUUGAGUCUUUUGACAACUACUAUGAACUACGUGUUUCUUGAACUGUGCAUUAGAUAAGUGCAAGGCCCCUUGGCCUUGCUGGCACACAGCAGGGGCCCCCCGCAUCAAAUUUACAUGGGCCUAACUAAUUACUGGGGACACUAUAGUAAAACUGGGUCCUAAGGUACGACCCCGGUCUUUUUUUUUCCUUUUCUUUUGAAAACAUUUGAGUAAACCACUGGGGAAGUUAAGUAGCGGCCCAGGCAUCUGGAAGUUGGUGAAGCUUUUCAGAAGCUUCCGAUACUGGAAGAGCACAGUCCCGAACGACGCAACCACGACCUCCUACAGUUGACAAAAGUAUUGGAGGUGGCUGCUGACGGACUCCUCUGCACUUCAGGAAAUUACUGGCUAAAUGUGCAGAAUUUAGCGCAGCAGAAGCUGGCUGGGCCCGAUGCGGCAGAAGGGGAGAGGCGGUUAACAGAGGCCAAAAAAUUCUGGGGUUUUUCAACUUUUUUGAAGUUUUUUCAAGUUUUUUGGGGUCUUUUCAACUUUUUUGAAUGCUAUUUAUAAGAAAACCCAAAGGCCAUUCUAAACAAACUUGCCACCAGCUC
Messenger RNA from Chara braunii, 2935 nucleotides. Lineage: Eukaryota; Viridiplantae; Streptophyta; Charophyceae; Charales; Characeae. The record is from the annotation of a GenBank genome assembly.